UUUCAUUGCCAAGUAGAACUUGCAAUUCUUGAGUGAGUAAUAAAGACUAAAGAGAUCGAGAUAGAGAUUUUGCAAUUCUUAAUUUGUUCAGUAAAAAGAAUUUAAAAAAACGAUGGCUGGUAUUUCUGUUGGCGUCUGGACUUCUGCUUUUGGUGUCCUCGGUAACAUCGUCUCGUUCAUGGUGUUCCUUUCUCCACUGCCUACAUUUUAUUCGAUUUACAAGAAAAAAUCAACUGAAGGCUAUCAAUCAAUUCCUUAUGUGGUUGCACUAUUCAGUUGCGUACUUUGGAUAUACUACGCACUUCUCAUGCCCCAGUCCAACUUGAUCUUCAUUAUCACUAUAAACACCAUUGGCUGCUUUAUUGAAACAUUUUACGUUGGCAUCUACCUUUUCUAUGCACCAAAGAAAGCCAGGGUCCAAACUGUGAAGAUGCUUCUUUUAUUAGUGGUUGGUGGCUUUGGAGCUAUGGUUCUCGUUAUCCAAUUUCUAUUCAAAGGCGCAGUUCGUGGCCAAAUUGUUGGAUGGAUUUGCCUUGUGUUUUCGGUAUGUACGUUUGCAGCACCAUUGUGCAUUUUGAGAAAAGUAAUCAAAACCAAGAGUGUGGAAUACAUGCCAUUUCUCCUAUCACUUUUCCUCACACUCAAUGCUGUCAUGUGGUUCUUCUACGGUCUUCUAAAAAGAAACAAAAUUGUUGCAAUUCCAAACAUCUUGGGAUUCACCUUCGGUAUUCUCCAAAUGAUACUUUAUGUGGUAUAUAACAAGAAAGAGAAGAACGUCAUAAAGGAGCAGAAACUUCGGGAGCUACAAAAUCAUGUCAUAAUUUCAGAUGAGCAGAAAAAGCUUCCCCAAUUAACUGAAGAGCAGAUUAUUGAUAUUGUGAAGCUUGGUGCAAUUGUUUACUCAGAGAAAUUUAAUGCACGUGGAACUGAAGCAGCUAAAGUUGAGAAUAUGCCCAAGCUGCAAACUGUGGAUGCCUAAGAUCGAUUUAGUAAACCUAAAUGAUUACUUGGCAUUUUCCUUUAAUUUACUUUUAGUUUCCUAAUCUUCAAGUGUUUGUACACUAAUGAAUAUCUCAUGUUCCAAGUAAUCUUUCUCUUGUGAAGAAUAAUAAAAUGUCUGUAUGUGCUGUGACAGUUUUUUGCUA
Nicotiana tabacum (common tobacco) is the source of this 1145-nucleotide messenger RNA. RefSeq names its product bidirectional sugar transporter SWEET9-like. Gene Ontology annotation, molecular function: sugar transmembrane transporter activity. Gene Ontology annotation, biological process: carbohydrate transport. Gene Ontology annotation, cellular component: membrane. NCBI's taxonomy places the organism in Eukaryota, Viridiplantae, Streptophyta, Magnoliopsida, Solanales, Solanaceae. The record is from RefSeq and is a predicted model, not a curated record.